AUGGGCCUGAAUGAGACUUAUUCUCAAUCUAGAAACCAGAUUAUGAUGAUGAGUCUUACUCCAACUAUAAACAAAGCCUAUUCUAUGAUAAUAGCAGAAGAGAGUAGAAGACCUAUGACUAACUUUGCUCAAACUUCUGCAGUAAAUGAGGAAAUAGCUAUAUUUUGUGGAAAAGGAACUCCUCAAGUUUCAACUAGCUAUAAGACUAAUAAAAAUAAUUUGUUUUGUGACUAUUGCAAUUACAAGGGUCACACAAGAGAUACUUGCUACAAGCUUCAUGGAUACCCUUCAAACUUCAAGCCAAAAAGGAAGACUAAACUUAACAAUGUUUCUCAAUACACAAGGGCUCAGACUAGUAUUGGUUCUAGUAAUGGAGGUUUUGAGGCUAUAGCUAAUUGUGCAGGACAUUCUCAGCAGAGUAGCUUUACUUCAACCAGUCAGGGUGGUCAAGGUGUAAUUGCAGGAGUACCUCAGUUUACAGCUGAUCAGUACAAUCAGAUUUUGUAUCUGUUAGGAGAGUCUAGUAUCACCUCUAUAAGCCAAGUUGAUCAACCAAGUAAUGUUAUGUCUGCAAGUAUGAUCUCACCCUCUAUAGUUACCAAAGUUGAGAUUAGGUGGAUAGUUGAUAUAAGUGCUUCUAAUCACAUUGUAAAGAGUCUUAAAUAUCUAGAAGAAUCUAAGACUGUUGAUGAAUCCAGUAUUGGAAAAGUAAACCUGCCUACAGAAAGAAUAGCAAGUGUAAGGCAUAUAGGAUCUACAAGUGUGCUACAAGGACAAAAAAUUACCAAUGUGUUACACAUACCAGACUUCAAAUAUAACCUUCUGUCUAUUUCAAAAUUAACAAAGGAGCUUAGGUGCUCAGCUUUGUUCUAUCCUGACUUUUGCCUUUUCCGGGAUUUCCUCAAUGGGAGAGUGGGGGUAUUAGUAAAGAGGAUAAAGGUCUUUGCAUCUGCAUAUCAAUCUCUAGGGAUUGUUCAUCAUAGUUCUUGUGUCUAUACUCCACAGCGAAAUAGAGUAGCUGAGAGGAGGCGUAGACAUAUGCUUAAUGUUGCUAGGGCACUGAGGUUUCAAGCAGUCUAUACCAUUAAGAGACUGCCAACACAAGUGUUGCAAGGAAAGACUCCCUUUGAACUAUUGUUUGGUCAUUCUUCUUCCUUGGACCAUGUGGAGAUAUUUGGUUGCCUAGUUUAUGUGACUGAUGUAAAAAGGGGUGACAAAUUUUCACCUAGAGCCUCACCAGCUAUUUUCCUUGGCUACUCGAUCGCUCAAAAUGGAUACAGGAUGUGCAACAUCCAUACUAAGGAGUUCUUAGUAAGUAGAGAUGUUCUGUUCAAAGAAAAUCUAUUCCCUUUUCAACAUCCCGAUUCUCUACCUUCUUUGUUACCUGAAAUUGACAUACCUCAAGUUCUAGUCCAAUCCACUCAAGCAGCUACUGAGAUUGAGCCAGAAUUAUUAGCUGAACCUAAUCAUAAUUUAUCUACUCAUCAGACCUCUAUAGCCAAUAACCAUUUGGUAGAAACUUCACCUAUUAGAAGAUUUGGGAGAACUAGUAAACCUCCUAUCUGGCUAAAAGAAUAUGCUACUAAUCCUUAA
Molecule: messenger RNA, 1593 nt
Organism: Nicotiana tabacum (common tobacco)
Lineage: Eukaryota; Viridiplantae; Streptophyta; Magnoliopsida; Solanales; Solanaceae
Molecular function (GO): nucleic acid binding
Source: RefSeq, a predicted model, not a curated record